AUGGCCUUCACAGACUUGCUGGAUGCCCUAGGCGGUGUGGGCCGCUUCCAGCUCAUCUACACUGCCCUGCUGCUGCUGCCUUGUGCCCUGCUGGCCUGCCACAACUUCCUGCAGAACUUCACAGCUGCUGUGCCCCCCCACCACUGCCAGAGUCCCACCAACUACACUGCCACCAAUGACUCAGAGGCCUGGCUGAGAGCUACUGUCCCCCUCAACCAGCAUGGAGUCCCCGAGCCGUGCCAGCGCUUCACAGAGCCUCAGUGGGCCCUUCUAAGCCCCAAUACCUCUGUCCACAGGGCGGCCACAGAGCCCUGCAAGGAUGGCUGGAUUUAUGACCGGAGCAUUUUCCCCUCUACCAUUGUGAUGGAGUGGGACCUGGUGUGUGAGGCCCGCAGCCUCCGGGACCUGGCUCAGUCCAUCUACAUGGCUGGGGUGUUGCUGGGAGCCGCCGUGUUUGGCAGUCUGGCAGACAGGCUGGGCCGCAAGGCCCCCCUGGUCUGGUCGUACCUGCAGCUGGCAGUUUCGGGGGCAGCUACCGCAUAUUUCAACUCCUUCAGCGCCUACUGCAUCUUCCGGUUCCUAAUGGGCAUGACCUUCUCCGGCAUCAUUCUCAACUCCCUCUCACUGGUUGUGGAGUGGAUGCCCACCCGGGGCCGGACUGUAGCAGGCAUCUUGCUGGGCUACUCCUUCACUGUGGGGCAGCUGAUCCUGGCUGGUGUUGCGUACCUGAUUCGCCCCUGGCGGUGGCUACAGCUUGCUGUCUCUGCUCCUUUCUUGAUAUUUUUCCUCUACUCUUGGUGGCUGCCGGAGUCAUCCCGAUGGCUCCUUCUUCAUGGCAAAUCCCAGAGAGCUGUGAAGAACCUGCGGCUGGUGGCCAUGAUGAAUGGAAGAAAGGAGGAAGGGGAAAGGCUGACCAUGGGGGUGGUGUGCUCCUACGUCCAAAGUGAGUUUGCGAGUGCCCGAAGUUCCAACUCUGUCUUGGACCUCUUCCGAAGCCCGGCCAUCCGCAAAGUCACCUGCUGUCUCAUGUUGGUCUGGUUCUCCAACUCCGUGGCCUAUUACGGCCUGGCCAUGGACCUGCAAAAGUUUGGGCUCAGCAUCCACUUGGUACAGGCUCUGUUUGGGAUCAUCGACAUCCCGGCCAUGCUCGUGGCCACUACCACCAUGAUUUACGUGGGCCGCCGGGCCACAGUGGCCUCUUUCCUCAUCCUGGCUGGGCUCAUGGUCAUCAUCAACAUGUUUGUGCCUGAAGACCUGCAGGCCCUGCGCACAGCCCAGGCGGCGCUGGGCAAGGGCUGCCUGGCCAGCUCCUUCAUCUGCUUGUACCUGUUCACAGGAGAGCUGUAUCCCACGGAGAUCAGGCAGAUGGGCAUGGGCUUCGCCUCUGUCCACGCCCGUCUCGGGGGCCUGGCGGCACCUCUGGUCACCACGCUCGGAGAGCUCAGUCCCCUCCUGCCGUCAAUGGGCUUCGGUGCCACCUCAGUCCUGGCCGGGCUGGCUGUCCUCUGCUUCCUGACGGAGACCCGCAACCUGCCCCUGGUGGAAACCAUCGCUGCCUUGGAGAGGAGAGUCAAAGAAGACCUUUCCAAGAAGGAUACAACUGAGAAGAGUGAAGAAAUUUCUCUUCAGCAACUGGGGGCUUCUCCCCUCAAAGAAACCAUCUAA
Messenger RNA from Octodon degus (degu), 1665 nucleotides. RefSeq names its product solute carrier family 22 member 20, pseudogene (gene Slc22a20). NCBI's taxonomy places the organism in Eukaryota, Metazoa, Chordata, Mammalia, Rodentia, Octodontidae. Gene Ontology annotation, cellular component: membrane. The record is from RefSeq and is a predicted model, not a curated record. Gene Ontology annotation, molecular function: transmembrane transporter activity. The transcript is spliced from 10 exons. Bases 1 to 1665 code for a protein of 554 amino acids. Gene Ontology annotation, biological process: transmembrane transport.